Messenger RNA from Fusarium musae, 1953 nucleotides. RefSeq lists its product as uncharacterized. The record is from RefSeq and is a predicted model, not a curated record. The transcript has a single exon. Lineage: Eukaryota; Fungi; Ascomycota; Sordariomycetes; Hypocreales; Nectriaceae. Bases 1 to 1953 code for a protein of 650 amino acids. Gene Ontology annotation, molecular function: N,N-dimethylaniline monooxygenase activity; flavin adenine dinucleotide binding; NADP binding.
AUGAGCCCAUCCGCAGAGUCCAAUGGUAUCGCUGCAAGUACAGUUUCUCAAAUCAAACAACGCUACAAGAAGGAACACGAUAAGAGGCUCCGCAGUGAUGGCCUCAGCCAGUUUACCGACUUGUACAGCGUUCCAAAAUUCCAGCACUUCAAGCAGGAUCCCUGGGUAGACCAAUCAACAUAUGACAAGUUACCCCGCGCGACAAACGGAGACAGUUGCGAUUUUGCAAUAGUCGGUACUGGCAUCGGCGCCCUGCUCUUCGCAGCGAGACUGGUAGAGGCUGGGGUUAAGCCCGAGAAUCUUCAGUUCAUCGACACAGCAGCAGGCUGGGGUGGUACUUGGUACUGGAAUCGCUACCCUGGCCUCAUGUGCGACGUGGAAAGUUACAUCUACAUGCCUCUUCUCGAGGAGACGGGAUAUAUCCCCAAGAACAAGUACUCAACUGGAAAAGAGAUUCGCGAGCACCUUGAGCGGAUAGCUUCCAAAUACGGCUUGACUGGUCGAGUUUGGUUUCGAACUCGAAUGGACGAAUGUGUCUGGGAUGAUGACAAAAAGGAGUGGGCUAUGAAACUUGCGGAACUGGUUCACGAUGGCAAGGAGCGCGAAGCUGUCACUGUGACAUCUCGGUUCGUCAUUUUGACUACGGGCCUCAUGCUCGUUCCGCAAGUUCCCCGGAUCAAAGGCAUCGAAAACUUCACGGGAGACUGUUUCCACCCUGCUCGAUGGGAUUAUAACAGUACCGGGGGGACCCCGGACGAUCCAUCAAUGGUACGACUGAAAGACAAGAAAGUCGGACUCAUCGGCACUGGUGCUUCAGCCAUUCAGAUCUUGCCCGAGUUGGCCAAGUGGUCCAAGGAGGUCUACGUCUUCCAACGGACGCCAUCUGCUGUCGCCGCUAGAUAUAAUCGCCAGACAGACGAAAGCCUGUUCAAGAGCGAAGUCGCCAACAAGCGUGGCUGGUGGGAGGCGAGAUGUCUGAACUACUGCGCCCACCUGAACAACCACAAUCCGAAGCCACCGGUCGAUCUCGUCAACGAUAGCUGGACAAAUAUGCCAUCUUACAGUGCGAUAUCAGGCUCGCCUGCCCACGAUCCCAAGACACCUCAAGAGAUGCAGGAAUACUACGCCUACUUGGAAGAGCUCGACCUCAAGAGGCAAAGCAAGAUACGUGGGCGUAUUGAUGACUUGGUCAAGGACUCAGAAGUCGCUGCCAAGUUGAAGCCAUGGUAUUCCGGCUGGUGCAAGAGACCGUGCUUCCACGACGAAUAUCUCGACGCAUUCAACAAUCCCCGUGUGCAUCUCGUUGACACUGAUGGACGUGGCGUCCAGGAGAUCACAGAAACCGGGGUUGUGGUUAAAGAAGAACACUUCGACAUAGAUGUACUCGUGCUAAGCACUGGUUACAAGAGUCCUUUCCUCUACAGUCCACCAGGCCGAGUCGGCAUCAAGGUCUUCGGCCGCAACAGGGUCGAUCUGGACGCCAAAUGGAGUUCGGGCGUGACGACAUUACAUGGUAUGAUGAGCCACGAUUUCCCAAACAUGUUCUGGCCUGGCUUCAUCCAGGGCGGUGGGAAUCCCAACUACACGUUCAUCGCCGACCAAGCCGCCAAGCAGUUUGCUUACCUCGUGGCCACUGGCGCUAAAGAGGCUCAGAACAAUGUCUCCCACGACAGCCGCUACGAGUACAACUUCACCAUCGAGGCAACCGCCGAUGCUGAGGAGGAAUGGGCGCAGAAGAUUGUGAGCCAGGCCCACAUGUUUGGGGCUUCGGCUGGCUGCACGCCCAGUUACAUCAACGCCGAGGGGGAGUUUGAGGGUGUAAAGGACCCAAAGAAGCUUGCUCGAAUGGCGCGUAUGUCGAUCUGGGGUAAAGGACAGGAGGACUACAAUAAGAUUCUGCGAGCUUGGCGAGAAAGCGGUAGUCACCAAGGUGUUGACAUCAACCCAGUGUAG